CCUUCCCAAUACCUCAGUUCACUUCUGAGGUAGAGGUUCAGCUGGAAAAGGCCAACCAUGCUUUCCACAUCAGUGGCACUCUUCUGAGUCCAAGUACCAAACUUAAGUCAGAUAUCCUGGAUAGUUUGGCAUCCAAAAUAAUUAAAUACAAAGUGUAUCCUUCAAGUGCAGAGUUUGAUGAUGUGGCUCAGGCUUUGAUAACAAAGCAUCCUUGUUUAAAGGAGCAGGGAUCAGUCUCCGGUUACUAUGGUUGGAAAAUAAGUUUGAAGUACAAAAUGGCCAACUACCGCACCAGACUGAGGAACAUUGGCUGCCCAGAGUUGAGCAUAAAUGCAAUGAAAAAAAAGCGUGGUACCACAAGCCAAGGUCCAAACCAGGUGAAAAAGCCACGGAAAGCCGAAGUCAAUUACUAUCCGGUUUAUCCUGCAGGCGAAACUAAAGAGAGUCUUGAGGACGAAAGGCAAGCACUUCUGUUGGAGGUGAAGAAGAAAAACCAGCAACAGAUCAAAACUAAAAUGGAAAGAACAUUUGCCUAUAGAAGACAGGAAAUCAUCCAGGACAUGCCCUUCAUCACGGAGUUCCAAAGCAGAUGGCCAGCUCUGUUUUCUGAGAGUGAGGUAAAUGCAGAAUUCACCCGCAUCACCACUAUUUCGCUGCUGUCCACAUUCAUGUCCCAAUUGGAUCACUACUCGGACCAGUUAAUGAAGGUGUUCCGAAAGAAGGGGGGAACAGCAGGACGCAAGAUAAGCCUCAUCAUGGCAGCCAUGGACAAGGAUCCCACUAUUGAAACUCAACGAGAAUGUGUCCUCAAAGCACUUUGCGUCUACCUCAAUGAAAAUCCAGAAAGCUUCAUAAAGGACUACCUGGAUGUUGAUCCCGAUGCAAGGAGAGGAAUGGAGGACAUGGACGUGGGAAUCUAUGUCAUCCGACAUGAGGGAGCAGAGCCCGCAGAUGCGCCUGAGGACGUUGGAGUCAUAAUUGAGGGAGUUAAAGUGCUGCAAGAUCUGAGAGAUGUGGCAAAUGGGUGUGCAGUCCUGCUCAGCCUGAUCUACAGUUUAAACUUGAGCUAACCUAAGGACCUGAGACACACAUUUGAAUUUCUUCAGAAAGUGAUAAUGGAGUUGGACGGCAACAGACUUUCCACGAAGGUGCAGGUCCUUAAAAACAGAUUACACGAGUAAUCUUGCCUGCAGUGCACAAGACUGCAAACCUUGGGAUCAGGUUCAGUGUGUGCAACUACAACUGUUUUGUACAUUAUUACAGACAUACCAAAUUGUGUGCCUCUACCACUAUACAUUAUAUAUACUGUAUAUAUAGAUGUAUUACAAAAGAUGCAAAGAACUGCUGUAAGUCUUCUCAUGCAGAGCCCAAAGAAUAAGACUCUUAAAUGAGCAUGUGGCAUGGAUACAGCAUAUAUAUAUUGACAGACAAUGUCACCAAAAAAUCCCAACAUUCAGAAGACUUGCCAGACUGCCAAUGAGAGAACAAGCAGUACAGUAGGUUGUGGUUUAUAGCGAUGUGAUGAAGCUGUUCUUGUUUUCUAAAUGACUGUUUAACCUCAUAAAGAAAAUACUCUUAACUGUACUGGCACCAGUAGUGCCUCUUCACCCCUGCGACAAGAUUGUUGCCUGUUGGGAUACAGUUUUGCCGGAGCAUCCAUCCCAAGUGUAUUUCCUUGAGCACUGUGGUUAUACAUUAACUGUUCAAGUGACAAUGUCCCCAGAAAAUCCCACCAUUCAGAAGACUGUCUUGCCAAUGACAGAUUAUAUAUACACACACUGUAGUUUGAGACGGUUCUUGUUUUCUAAAUGACAGUCAAACUUUAUAUAGAGAACACUGACUGUACUGGCAUCAGUAGUGCCUGUCAGUACCCUCAUUUCCCUCACUCGUGGGUCCUGUCAGUCUCAGAAGGUUAUCACAUUUCUGCCUGUUCAAAAUGUUGUGAGGGGGCAGAUUGGGCAUUGACAGUGCUCUUUGCCCUGCAACAGGAUUCCUGCCUGUAAGGAUGCAGUUUUGUUGGAGCUUUCAUCCCAAGUGUAUUUGCCUAAGUUUAUACCCUCCCCUGCCUGUCACUCCACCAGGAGCCCUGGCUGAGCUCAGAAGAGUGAUCAGUGUUUAUGGACGGCAGUUAAAAACUUGGAAGCUGUUGAUCAUAGAAACUGGUGCAACUGUGUAAGUCUGUAAUCUGGGAAAGCUGUGAGAAUUUGGUGAUUUUUAUGGUUUGUUUUGUUAGUGUUUAAAUAUGUCUGAGGUAGAUGUAAUUUAUCACCUCAGGUAUCACCUCAUGCUCUGGUAAUGGUUAAGGAAGUUUUACCAACAAUUUUUUACAUGUUAAAGAAUGUUAAACUGUUGCACUUUAAAGGAACUAAAAAUAUUUCCAGUUUUAGUAGCAAGUCAUUAUUUCUAUAUUUUUGUCUUACUUUUCAAAAAAUAGUAUUUGCUCCUUUCUAUUUGAUGUUUUAAGUAUUAAAGGGAUAGUUAGGGUUUUUGACAUGGGGUUGUAAGAGAUACUUAUACACAGUCAGUGUAUUACCUACAGUAGACGGCGGUCAGCACACCGCCAAUUUGGAGAAGCAAAGCUAUGUACUGCUGUGGAGGGGGUCAGCAGCUAAAACGUGUUUUAGACACCUAAAAAAAUCAGUAGUAGUUUAAAUGUAUGCUAUAUUAAGAAUAUUUUCGCUGCUUUACCUUGCUGUCAGCGACUUUUCUGACAGGAAACUCAAGUUAUAUCGUUCCUUAACUCUCCCCAAUUAUACCUCGCAGAAUGGGGCAGUUGCUGGUCCACUGCUGCCUUGAUCGGAUCAUUUGUGUGACUUCAGUAACUCUGAAUGAACCCUGUCAAACACCACAAGUCAGAAAAUGACAAUUUAACUCGCUUAUCAAGGCAGCAGUAGACCAGCAACUCCCGUGUUCUGUGAGGUAAAAAUGCUGUUUUUGUCAAGGGAGUCUGGUGCACGGGAUAUAACUUCAGUUUCCUGUCAGAAAAAUCUGUCUGAUGGCAAGGUAAAGUGGUAAACAUAUUCUUAGUAUAGCGUACAUUUAAACUGACAUAGAUUUUAUUAGGUGGGCCUUUUUUUAAUGCGUCUAAAAUACGUUGAGCUACUGACCCCGUCCAGUUACUAUAGCUUAGCUUCCAUGCUGGUACUCCUGUCUGGAGACCAGUGUAGGUAAUACACUGUCUGUGCAUAAGUACCUCAUACAACCACAUAUCUCUUUAAGUGCUAAGCACCAAACAGAUUCUGUUUGUUUUCCUGUCAUCCUUGGAAUUGUUAAAAGCUUUACUUGGGGCUUGGGGCCUGUAUUUGUUUGCACCUGCCUCACUUUGUCUGA
Messenger RNA from Epinephelus moara (kelp grouper), 3330 nucleotides. RefSeq lists its product as uncharacterized. Bases 276 to 1070 code for a protein of 264 amino acids. NCBI's taxonomy places the organism in Eukaryota, Metazoa, Chordata, Actinopteri, Perciformes, Serranidae. The transcript has 4 exons. The record is from RefSeq and is a predicted model, not a curated record.